Molecule: messenger RNA, 6476 nt
Organism: Dreissena polymorpha
Lineage: Eukaryota; Metazoa; Mollusca; Bivalvia; Myida; Dreissenidae
Product: A disintegrin and metalloproteinase with thrombospondin motifs 9-like
Exons: 39
Coding region: 110-5800 (1896 amino acids)
Biological process (GO): extracellular matrix organization; proteolysis
Cellular component (GO): extracellular matrix
Molecular function (GO): zinc ion binding; metalloendopeptidase activity
Source: RefSeq, a predicted model, not a curated record
AGGUGUAUAUAAGUGUUUUGUGGAAGUCUUUUAGUGUGUACGUUCUUCUGUUCGUAUGUUAGAUUAUGGAUGACAAAUACGCUGAAUGAAAGGGACGAGAGGUUAAGCCAUGCGGGAUGUAUGGGGUUUUGGGCUCUGUAUACUGUGGUGUUUGGCCACUAGAGCCCUAACGCUGGACCCUAAUUUGCAAAAUCUAAUGAUUGAAGGAGGCAAUAAUGAAUCAGGAGAAUACGUAAUUGUGUUCCCCGAAAGGAUAUAUACCUAUGGAGUGGGUACGGAGGAAUUUUCACAUUUCCAUAAAAGGAGCGUUCCGGACAAGUGGCAUAAACAAGUGGAUUACUCAAUCAAGUUUUCUAAAAAGGAUAUUAAAUUUAAGUUAUUACGUAACGAUGAUAUUGUGACACCGGGAAUAGUGGUGCAACACUUUAGAGGCAAUAAUACAUGGCUCGAUGAGCAGGGUUCUCAAAAUGGAUUAUCUUGUUUCUAUGAGGGCAGGGUCCACGGUAAUCAGAACUCCCGGGUUUUGGUAAACCUUUGCGAUGGAAUGAUGGGAACAUUUACUCUGGAUGGACAGAGCUAUCUAAUAAAGCCUUACUCGGCUGGAAUGAACAGCAGUGAUCAAAAUAACCAAAGUGCACAAUCCAUACCUCACUUAAUCUACUCAUUGAAACAUUCAAAAAAUCAUAACCAUAGUGAAACACACUGUUCUAUGAAUACAGAAAAUUAUAAACACAAGAGGAGGAAAAGGGAGGCAGCACAGAGUAUAGAACAGUUAUCCAAUAGUGAUAUAAAAGAUCUUAGUAAUAGACCAUCAUUGUAUAAUAAUUUAUAUUCAUUUUCGUCAUCCACUUGGCAUCAUCGUCGAAAACGCUCAGUGUCAUAUAAAAACUAUGUUGAGGUGAUGGUUGCUGCUGACCACACAAUGUACGAAUACCACAGGGAAGAUCUGCAAAAUUACAUCCUCAACUUAAUGGCAAUAGUGAACAGUAUUUACAGGAGCCAUACUAUUCAACAGUUCAUACACAUCAUCGUAGUAAAAAUUGUUGUCUUUCAAACAGAUGGGGAACCAAAAAUAACCCCUAACGCCGGUGAAACAUUGAAGAGAUUCUGUAAAUGGCAGUCUCGGAACAACGCUCCAGAGGGUAAUCAUCUGCAUUACGACACUGCAAUCCUUCUGACCAGACAAGAUAUAUGCCGAGCACCUGAAAAAUGUGAUACACUGGGUUUAGCCGAACUCGGUACGAUGUGCGACACUGAGCGAAGCUGCUCUGUUGUUGAGGACAACGGAAUCAGUGCAGCCUACACGAUAGCCCACGAGCUUGGACAUGUUUUCAAUUUACCACACGACGGUGAUGAGCCCUGCCGCAGACCCGCCUAUAACCGCGACCCCUCUGCCAAGACCCAUAUUAUGUCCCCUACCAUAGACAAGAAGACUGACCCAUGGUCUUGGUCUGAAUGUAGUGCAAAAAUGCUCGCAAAAUUCUUGGAUGCGGGCCUGGGCAAUUGUCUACACAACAAGCCAAAGAAUAAAAAGUAUCGCCAAAAAAUCAAGGAAAUCCAAAUCAAGAAAUCUGGUGCCAUUUAUGAUGUUGACAAACAGUGCGCGCUCAUGUUUGGACGAGGCCAUAGACACUGUCAGUUUCAGAAAAUGUGUUCAGAACUGUGGUGCACAAAUUUCAAUGGAUGUAAAACACAGCACAUGCCCAUGGCCGAUGGAACCAUAUGUGAUCACGGAAAAUGGUGCAUGAAAGGACAGUGUGUGAAAGCAAAACAGGAAAAAGCGGUGAAGGGUGGGUGGAGUAAAUGGUCACCGUACGGCAAAUGUUCCCGCUCCUGCGGUGGUGGCAUCAAACAUGCGACUCGAGAAUGCAACAAUCCCAUACCAAGUGGGGGUGGCCGCUACUGUACUGGCAAGAAAAUUAAGUAUCGUCAUUGCAAUACUGCUACGUGUCCAGUCACUGCUGAUGACUUCAGACUGGAGCAGUGUGCCGAGUACAACAGUCAGAUGCGUGCUUAUAACAUCCCUUAUGGCUCCAAGUGGAUCCCGAAAUAUGAUGGAAUUCAAGAGAAGGACUGGUGUAAGCUGUACUGCAAGGCGGAUUCCAACCCCUCCUACUUCUUCAUGCUUAGCAACAAGGUUGUCGAUGGGACCAAGUGUCGACCUGACGAUGAUGACAUCUGCGUCAGUGGCCAGUGUCGGCGAGCUGGUUGUGACAAUAAGCUGGGUUCAAACAUGAAGCGUGAUCGUUGUGGCGUGUGUGGUGGUGACAACGGCUCGUGUAAAACCAUCACUGGCACCUAUAACACCAUCCAGUCAGAUUACAACACGGUGACUGUGAUCCCUGCUGGUGCCACGAACAUCGACAUUCGGCAACAUGGCUAUGUGUAUGACCCCUCAAAGAAGGGAGACGAAAAUUAUCUUGUGCUGGUCAACUCUCAGAACGAGUACCUGUUUAACGGUCAGUACCUGAUAACACAAUACCCAAUGACAGUCAAGGUCAAGGGCGCCGCCCUGUUCUACACUGGGUCGGCUACAGUCGAGGAGAGAAUAAACUCCACUGGUACACUUGGAGAGAACCUCACUUUGCAGGUGUUGUCAGUGGGAGACCUGAACCCACCCGACAUCCAUUUCUCCUACACAAUGUCGCUGCGCAGUGACGAGGUACGGUUUUCCUGGAAGGAGGACACGGAAUGGACUGACUGUGAUGACAUCUGCAACGGUCGCAGGUACAGAAAGGUGAAAUGUGUGCGUGACGAUACCCACUCCCCUGUGUCUGAACAGAGAUGUGAAAAUGAACCCAAGCCUAACGUGGAAUCAGAAAGAUGCAAUCCAUUCUGCACAAUCAGCUGGAGAGUGUUAAGAGAUGACUGCUCGUCCAACUGUGGCCAAGGCAUAGCUAAGCAGUACGUAUCCUGUCUACUCACGACGAGACACAACACCACUGUAGUUGACAUGGAGCACUGCAUGAAACACACCUCAAUCAUUGGUCCACGGCCCCUAGAGCAGGUGACAUGCUUCGGGAAGUGCCUUGACACGCAGUGGAAGUAUUCAGCAUGGACUGAAUGCACAGCGACGUGUGGAGGGGGUGUCCAGAAACGCAGCUCCACCUGUGUGGACUCGCGGGGAUCAGAACUGAGCGAGUCCUACUGCAGUGCCAAGGAUCGUCUCCUGGAGCGGGAAUGUAAUGCUGACCCAUGUCCUGUGUGGAAGGUCCAUGACUGGACAGCUUGCUCCGUAACCUGUGGACGUGGCAGCCAUCACCGCAAGGUUACCUGCCACAUUGGUGACAAGGAGGUCAUUGAAACUCAGUGCGACCACAAACAGAAGCCAGCCAAUAAGCUGGAGUGUAACCUUGGUCAAUGUCCUGACUGGAUCGCUGAGGAGUGGGGGGAGUGCUCAACCUCUUGCGAGAUGGGAAUAGCCAUUCGAGGGGUGAGAUGUGUCACGACAGAAGGGAAGAUCUUGGAUGAUUUCCUGUGUGAUGCCACUCAAAGACCCCAUGAGACCAUGCCAUGCAACAUGGGUCCCUGUCCCACUUCUACUAUUGCUACUACAACAGAAAAAAUAGUAGUAACGAGGAGACUCUUGACUUAUUCAUGGUCGACUGGUGGUUGGUCGCAGUGUUCGGCUUCGUGUGGUGAAGGCGUUAAGCAGCGUUAUGUGACAUGCAUGGACAGUACAGGCGCCAAGGCUGACCCCUCCGACUGCGACCUAGAAUCGAAACCCACAGACAAUGCGUCAUGUCUGAACCGGGCGUGUGGAUACUGGCGCAUGGGAGAAUGGAGCAAGUGUUCCAAGACCUGCAGUGCUGGCACACAGACCCGAGUUGUAGUCUGCACGCUACUAGAGCGACAGACGGCGGAGGAAGUUCACUGCGACCUUGAUGUGAAACCAGAGUCUGAGCGGGCGUGUGUACUAGAGGAAUGCUCACCUGAGGACUUAGAAAUCGGAAUAAUCGUUUCCAAUACGGUUGUCGGAAUCAGCCAUUGGAGAAUUGGGCCGUGGAGCGCUUGUUCGGCUUCAUGCGGGACGGGCUGGCAGCGACGUCUGGUUCAGUGUCAUGACGAAAAGGGGCCAAGUGAGAACUGUGCUGAUAACCAGAAACCAGAGGGUAGUCAGUCAUGUGACACCGGCCCUUGCCCCACCUGGGUGAAAGGGGAGUGGUCUCAGUGCUCCAAAUCCUGUGGAGACAUGGGCAUGCAGAAACGAACUGUAGUCUGCCAAUCGUCGGAUGGUGCCACCCUUCCUGAAUCAAGCUGUGACAUUUUUAACCGCCCGCCGGAUACCGGCAUAUGCAACAAUGGUGCCUGUUCUAAAAGGCGAACCUGGCAAGUGGGACCGUGGGCUCCGUGCUCUGUAACCUGUGGCACCGGUUCAUCGCAACGUGAGGUCAUCUGCGUGUCUGAAUCUGGGAUCCCGCAUCCAUCGUCUGAGUGUGAUGAUCAAAAACCUAGGAACACUAAACGAUGUACAAAGACACCAUGUCCAUCCUGGGCCUAUACCAAAUGGGGAAAGUGUUCCACUUCCUGUGGUACAGGUACCCAGCACAGGCAGGUUGUGUGUCGUGUGGGAAGCCGUGACAUUGUACCUCAUGACCUGUGUCUCAACGCCAAGCGACCUAAGGCAGAGAAGAAGUGCAACCAGCGACCCUGCUCGGACUACAUGUGGAAGGCCAUGGAAUGGUCUAAUUGUACAAAAGACUGUGGUUUCGGAAUGAAGACAAGAGAGGUCAUUUGCACUAACAUAGAAAAUGAACCAGUCAAUAGUAGCCUGUGUGAUGUAGAAAAACGUCCAAAAGACCGAAGACGAUGUAGCGAGUUUCCUUGCCCAUUCAUGUGGAACACUAGCCCGUGGUCGGAAUGUUCUGCAUCCUGCGGAGAAGGCAGCCAAUCUCGUCGGGCAGUGUGUCAGGCGGUGACAAAAGAAGGAUGGAUUCUUCCAGGGGAGGUCCCGUACGGGUGCAAGAUCUCUGACAGGCCCCCCGAGUCACAGAUCUGCAACCACGGACCAUGUCAGGCCCGUUACAAGUGGGUCGUCGCCCCAUGGGGAGAGUGCUCUACACGAUGUGGCCAUGGCGUGGAGAGACGUCUGGUACAGUGUGUUGACCCCACGGGAAAAAAGAAAACAAAAAAAUUAUGUUCCAAGGCCCAUCGACCUGAUGGCCGUAGACCCUGUUAUAAUGGACCAUGCUAUGCAAGAUCAUGUAAACAACUCAAAGAGGAGACUUCAAUACGUCAAGAUGGCAGUUAUAAGCUAUUUGUGCGUGGGCGACUUUUAGAGAUAUACUGUAAAAAUAUGCGGGACAAGUUUCCAGAAGAAUUCCUGACUUUACCAGCAGGGGACGUGGAGAACUUCUCAGAAAUCUAUCCAUUCAGAUUAAAGCGACGUCGCACCUGCCCUAACAAUGGGACCCGGCCAGAGGCCUGCACCGAGUGUCGUGACCGGCCCUACCAGAACGCGGGCAAGACGUCUUACUCCAAAGUGAAGAUUGAUCUACUUACUCUGCAGCUACAAGUGACAGACCAAAGUUUCUCAACAUCCAUCAAUGGAAAACACAUUCCACUCGGCACGGCGGGCGACUGUUACAGCAGUGGCGACUGUCCACAGGGGCGCUUCCUCAUCAACCUCUCAGGAACUGGGCUGGCUGUUACCCACAACACCACGUGGGUCACACAGGGCAAGAACUCCUCUCAGCGCAUUGAACGAAUUCAGGAUGGUGAGAUCGUGCAAGGCUGGUGUGGGGGUCUCUGUGGCUGGUGCUCGCCUCAGACUGGUAUACAGCUCACCGUACUCUCCUAGUUGUUCUCCUGGGGGCGGGCCUUGGAGCGGGAAAUAUCGUGCAACCAGUCCAAGAUGAUUGGGGAAUUGUUGUCACACUACCGCAGAAAAGCGUCUUUCAUUUUUGUUUUUCUUUGAGAUUAUCAACUCAGUUUUUGUAUGUACAUUGCAGCUGUCUGGGGAACUGCCCAUUGUAAAUACCACAUUGUUCCAGGCCAUCUUCCUGUUGUGUUGUUAUUGAAUUGUUUUAUUUUGGAGAUGAACUUUUUGACUAUGUCCUCGGUUUUAUUUAUACGUGUGUGUUAUUGUUUGGCGAUUGUGUUUGUUUAGAUCAUGGAUUGUAAUUGUACCAAAAUGACUGUUAUUGAGAUAAACUUUUGAGUUUGUACUUUGUAGUGCCUGUUUAUUUAUAUCAAAAUGUGUCUGAGUUUAUUCUGUUUAUUAUUCAUAUUACAUAAUUUAUUUAUUGCUUACAGUUGUAUAUAUAACAUAAGUAUUGGCUUAACAACAUGCAAUUUUUAAAAUAAAUAUUUGUUUGUCUAAAUUUAUUUUACUCUUGCAUGUGUUAUAUUUAUUUAAUUGAAUUUACCUAAAUUUGCGAAUAUUUUUUCUUAGAUUGGAUUUUGAAUGAAUGGGAAUGUUUUGUGUUCAUAAUUCGGUAAAUGCGUGUCAGUGUAUGUUUUGAUUGAUUAAAUAU